Messenger RNA from Rhodamnia argentea, 2528 nucleotides. Its product is annotated as pentatricopeptide repeat-containing protein At1g11900. Bases 242 to 1558 code for a protein of 438 amino acids. The transcript has 5 exons. The record is from RefSeq and is a predicted model, not a curated record. Gene Ontology annotation, molecular function: protein binding. Lineage: Eukaryota; Viridiplantae; Streptophyta; Magnoliopsida; Myrtales; Myrtaceae.
UUUUAAUUCUUACCCCUGUUCUUGUUCUGGUUCAACGCUAGCCUCGACUGCGAUCCGCUCCCCCUGCGUCAGCCUUAGCCUCAGCCCGAAGCUAAACCCUGCAAAAGCCCCCCGGCCAUGGACUGACGAUUCGAUCUGUGACCUCGUCGGUUGCGGUUGCAACCACAAUGGAGCAGCUCAGAUCGCUGCUUCAAAUGCUAGUAUCGAUCCCGAGAUGAUUGUGAGAUAGAUUCCGAGUCACAUGGCUUUGGCUUCUCUCAUCGCCAAGCAUCGGCGAACCGGAAUAUCAGUUGGGUGUUUCAAUAUUAGAGCGAACGCGAAAGGGGUAGCCAGAGAAACUCGAGGAGCUUCGCCCGCGAACGCCGGUGGAGCGAAAAGUCUCGGACUCGUGCCUUCUGGUAGAGGGGACCUCAGAGUCAAUGGACGUUCAGGGUUUGCUUUGGAUUCGCCGGCCAGAGCAAGAAGCAUUUACACUGUUGAAGCUCUUCAGAAAUCAUUGGUUUCAUUUGGAAAUGAAAGUCUCAAUUUAAUGCUGAUGCUGGGAAAAUUCUUUCGGAUUGGAAGUAAUCUUCUUAGGAAUUUUGUGCAGUUAUACACAACUCAGGCCUCUCCUGAUGAUGAGGAAGUGAUGGACCACUUCUUGUGUACAGUUCUUACAGAUAUAGAAAAUAACCCCACAUCGAGCUGGGAAGCCUGUUUUAUUUACGUUGAUAAGCUGUGCAAAUCAGGAAAUUUCUCAUCUGCUUUGAGGUUGCUAAAAUUAUUGCAUGAUAAGGGCAUCUUUCUAGGUCAGAACGCCUAUGAUUCCCUACUCGCUAUGGCUACAGAAGGAAAUGAGAUGGACUUCUCAUCUUACAUUUUUAAGUAUCUGUUGGUGUCUCGUGAAUCUUUAAGUUCAGCUGCUUAUCUAAGUAUUGCCAAGGUCUUUGCAAAACAAAGUGAGCGUUCCCAUCUUCUCAGAUUUGUCAAGGAAAUUACAGAGCUGGCUUCUCCAAAAAGCACACCUGUUCUGAAUAGAAUCAUAUACUCCUUUGCUGAAUGUGGGCAGAUUGACAAGGCCCUUUUGAUAUUUGAUCAACUCGAGAGCGUAAAAUGUAAACGAGAUUUAAUUACAUACAACACUAUUUUGGAUGUCUUGGGUCGUGUUGGUCGUUUAAAUGAAAUGCUCCAUGAAUUUGCUGCUAUGAAAGAAGCCAGCAUUAGCCCUGAUGUUGUAACAUACAACACAUUAUUGAACAGUUUGCGGAAGGCUGGUCGACUAGAUAUAUGUUCAAGUAUCUGGAAGGAAAUGAAAGAGAGUGGUGUGCAACCGGAUUUGCUUACAUAUACUGCACUUAUUGAGUGUUUUGGCCGCUCAGGGAACGUUCAUCAGUCAUUGACUCUCUUCCAUGAGAUGAAGCUGAAGCAGAUUCGCCCUUCUAUAUACAUCUAUAGGUCACUAAUCAGCAAUCUAAAGAAAAUGGGUAAGGUGGAAGUCGCAAUGGCCAUUUCCGAGGAAAUGAACUCAUCACUUUCAGAACUUGCUGGCCCAAAGGAUUUUAAACGAAACAAGAGAUAGUAUAACACACAAGUUCCUGGUCUCGAGUCGAAUCUGAAUAUCUGCUAUUAGCGACAUUUUAUGCGACAAGGCAAAAGUACUGCGGAGCAGGGCAGCACUUCAUUUAUUCAAGUGAUAUGUAAUGUGAUCUGUUGAUCUUGUACACCAUAUUACUGCGAUAUUAUCAGUUCUUAAUUGGGAUCCCAGCAGGGUAAAACAUACAUAAUUGAGCAAGUAAAAGCUACAAUUGCUGAUGAUGCUGCUCUUCUAGAUGUGCAUCACCGACUGGAACUUUUCCUUCUGGAUACAAGCGGAAGAAGCAAGAGCUGAUCCAUAAUGUUGACUCGUCAGUCCAGUGGUGGUGCAAUCUGUUGGGGUCACCCUCUGGCAUUGUGGAAUACUGCUGACUGAGAUUUUCUACACUCGUGAAUUGUGGUAGCUAAAAAUUGUUAUAGACUGUUAGCACUGAAAGGAUCGACUGCAAAGACGGCUUCAUAAUUUAAGAGGCAGGGAGGCCUGCCUUGUUGAGGUUGGUGGCAGGAGAUCUUUUGGGGGCUUCCCUUUGAAGUUAUCUGUGCUAUCCACAACGUGGACCUGAUUUCAGGACUUGCAUCCAUGUUUUCCAUUUGCGAAACUCUGCCUACCUUUCUGAAUAAAGCCCGGCAAAAUCAUCUCAAGGCGAAGUGAAGUGAUUAGCGCUUGUGCUGACGUAUGGUGGGCACAACAUUGUAGUUGGUGAAACAAUUUUCCUUCCCAAAAAGAUAUCAUUGAAUGGACGACGAAACAAGUAGGGAAGCAAAUUAUUUGCCCCUUGGUUGCCUUUUGAUUAAUUGUGACUGCAGUUGGGGAAGAUAAAAUAACUAAUAAAGAAGGACUUUGUCUUUGCUACGUUUUAGUUUCCUGUAUGCCAUGUUAAGUAGAGCUUGUAUAUUGAGGGUUCAAUGAAGUUAAGUCUUCUCCAGCAUUGGGGGUUAAUACUUCUUUGCUGGAA